CAAACACACACACGCAGUCACUUGAGGUCUGAAGCCUUGCUCCGCCUUAUUUUUUUAGCUCUGUAACUUUUCAUCAAUGAUUCACUCUCUUGAAGUCGACCUUCCUUCAUGACCGUCUAAAAUAACAAAAGCUGACCUCAGAUCAGUUCCAACUGUGAGCCUCCUGCAGCUCUGCCGGGUCUCCGAUUUGAGUCUCCUCAGUGUCUUGAACCGAGAACCCUGCUUGCACAUUUAUCUCCGCAUCCUCUUCACACAGCAUCUUGGUCCUCACAAACUAGAAAUACCAUGUCCUGUUGAUCCUCAGGUUGUCAAACUGAGGUCAGGUCUGUCAAACACUGAUGCUGGAGCUCCAGUGGGAGUGGAAUGGAUAGUAGCCAUGGCACACUGUAAUCAGCGGUCGCCCUCCACCUCUUCUCAUGAUGAUGUCAACCUGGGACCUUCAGCAAACCCACAUGCCAGGCCCACUGACUUUGACUUCUUGACUGUCAUUGGCAAAGGAACCUUUGGAAAGGUCCUGCUCGCCAAGCUCAAAGCCGACAACAAGUUCUACGCCGUCAAAGUGCUGCAGAAGAAAGUCAUCCUGAAGAAAAAAGAGCAAAAGAACAUUAUGGCAGAAAGAAAUGUGCUUCUGAAGAGUCUGAAACAUCCCUUUCUGGUUCGGCUCCACUACUCCUUCCAGACCCCAGAGAAGCUGUACUUUGUCCUUGACUAUGUGAAUGGGGGAGAGUUGUUUUUCCACCUGCAAAGAGAGAGGUUUUUCUCAGAGCCCAGAGCGAGGUUCUACACAGCUGAGGUAGCGAGUGCUAUCGGCUAUCUUCAUUCUCUCAACAUUGUUUACAGAGAUCUGAAGCCAGAGAAUAUUCUCUUAGACUCUCAGGGCCAUGUGGUACUGACAGAUUUUGGGCUGUGCAAAGAAGACGUAGAGCCAGAGGGAACCACCUCGACUUUCUGUGGGACUCCAGAAUACUUGGCACCGGAGGUUCUUCGUAAGGAACCAUAUGACAGGACAGUGGACUGGUGGUGUCUGGGAGCAGUGCUCUAUGAGAUGAUCUACAGCCUGCCUCCUUUCUACAGCUGUGAUGUUAAUGAAAUGUACGAUGGGAUCCUUCACAAGUCGUUGCCACUUCCUCCAGGGAAGACUGAGGCCCUCUGCUCUCUGCUGGUGGGUCUGCUGCAGAAGGACCAGCACAGACGCCUUGGGGCCAUUGCUGACUUUUUGGAAAUUAAGAACCACAUCUUUUUCUCUCCAAUCAACUGGGAUGACCUUUACCACAAGAGAAUCACUCCUCCUUACAACCCUAAUGUGAGAGGCCCAGCUGACACUCAGCAUAUUGAUCCAGAGUUCACCAGAGAAAUGGUUCCUAACUCAGUGAGCCAGACCCCUGAGUUCAACGCCAGUACCAGCUCCAACAACGCCUUCAAUGGCUUCUCCUUUGUCGGCAGCGAGGACAGCUUUCUGUGAUGCUGGAGUUAACUGUUCAGAUGUUUGAUUUAAUACAGUGAUCACACCUCUUUUGAGUUAAGAUCUCAUGAAAAUAAGAGCUACUCAUGCACCAUUGCAGAAAUCCCACAUGACAUUGAUCAUGUUUGAAUAAGGGAUUUCCACAUUGAAGGUGUAGCAGAAAGGAAGCUAGCCUGCCGGUGAGGCAUUUAAGAUUAAAAUAUGACAAACGUUUUGCCUGGAAGUCCCAGGUCUGUUGUUAGAGAGAUAACGGGAAUUGACAUGAAUGUAUUACCAAAUAUACAGGGCUCUCAUGAAGAGCAUCUUUAAGAUGCAGUGUAAAUGAUCUUUAUUCCAUCAAUUUGCCAUGGAAUGAAGCGCAUGUGAGGUUGGAUUUACACAAAGAUGUUUUUUUAUAAUUAUUUUAUACACAAACAUUAUUAAUCUGUUUAAAAAGAAAAAGAACAUAACAUUGUCUCUUCCUCUGUACAUCCAGGCUUAGGGGUCUAUUUUUCUAAAAUAGGGUGCACAAACACAAGCAAAAUCUCGAGGCGCAAACACAAAUGGCCAUGAGCAAUUUUUUUGCUAUUCUGGGGACACAAGUGUUGACAGAAACCAGGCACAACCAGGCAAAGCUGGGUGAUACGUUAAAGAUAGGCUGAAUACAUUAUUACUUGAAGGAAAGCCAAAUCUGCAGGUGGAGUCCGGGGGAGCUUCUACUCUCAUCCCCUUUAAAAGCAGGAACAGGUGAAACAGAGUGAAAGGCUGAGGUCUUUGAGAGUUUCAUGAAACAGUCCAGUUCAGUCCAGUCCAAGUUCCAAAAUAAAAACAAACAGAAAAUCCCAAAUAUGAAAAAAUUCAACCCAAAUAUGCUGUCAAUACUAGAAUGAAAAGGUGGCUGGUGUUUAAUGGUGCAGCAGCUGCUGGAAUAUCAGCGCGGCUGGUUGUAGUUAGGUUCAUUAAUAAAAAAAUUAAACUGUGUUCUCUCGUGUGUAAGGUACCGGUAAGAAUCUUUCUAACCAACAUUAAAGUGGACAUCAAUCUACAGUAGCAGGUGAAAAAAUGUUGCAAACAGAAAGAAGAAAACAUACAUGAAAGGUGGAUUUUGGAGAGGUCUGUAUGCAUCUGUGCAAACUAAAGCCACACAAAUCACCCUGCGUCUGCUAGAAGUAUUAUGAGCAGGUUUUAACACAAAUGCAAUUUUGUGUUAAAAUUAGUACUGAAAUUGUACUGCGCGGCCUAAUCAGCAUAAACAUAGCCUCAGCUGCUGUUCUUCUCCCACCUUGGCGCAAACACGUUUGGAGGAAAACUGUGUAUGCCCUUGCACUGACUUUACCCAUGCAGGAAAAUAGAGCCCUCAGUGUUGUUGUCUUACUAAUGUUUUUAUACAAGUCAGAUCUGAAUGACCAUAUUUCUUAUGUGAACAUGAACAUUAUAGCCUCCUGGUUCACCAGUGUUUUGAAACGGGAUGACAUCCAGAAAAACAAAUGGAAAAAGAAAACAAUUUAAAAUUUUUUUUACGGCUUCAACAAUGUAUUAUUUUGAGUUUUAGCAUCAGUUAUCAGUACAUAUGCUAAAGGGAAACAAUCCAUUGCUGAGAUGACUGGCAGCCUCUACUGGCUUUUACACUGUUUUAAAGGGAUAGAUUUCAUGGGGAAAGUGCUGCAUUGCUGGCACAAAGACAGAUAGAAGUACAAACUGUACUUUGUAAUUGUUCUAAAAAGAGUUCACAUUUCUUACUACUUAAAACAACAUGGUACUGAUGUCCCAGUGCAAAGAGAGCUAAAGCUUUCAGUCUGUAGAAGCUUAUGAAGUGACAGACUGAUGAUAAAAUCAUGUCCCAUAUAAUAUAUAUAAAUAUAUAUAUAAAGUUGAAAAAAGCUAAAAAUAAUAUUAAUAGUUAUAUAAUGAGUAAUGCAACUGGUGUGAAACAGAGGUCCUCAGUCUUCACAACAGUGGUCUUGUUUGUUUAUGUUAAUCUAACAAGUGUCAAAAUGUAUUUGUAGUUGGUGUAUCCAUAUAGCACCUUUUUUUAAAAACUACACUGCAGUGCAAAUUUAAUGGCUGUUUAUUUUGUGGACUGUGGUUUUGUUUCUGUGUUGUAACUCCUCAAAAUAUGUUUGUCUGGUGAUUAUUUUAGCUUGUAGAUAGCAGACAGUGAUAUUGAUUAGUUUUGUUUCAUGAUACAUGCUAAAACAGUUAACAUUUGUAAAUAUCCUGUAGCAGCUUUGCAAUGGGAUUAUGUACUAUAGUCAUGUGAUUAUAUCAGUGUAAACCAUGAAGUGCCUCUCUGCCUUGGAAGUGAACUUUGUGAUUAAUGGUUCUUGACAUUGGCAGUGAUGAGUGAUCUGACAUGUGAUAUCCUUUUAUUUUGAUUAUAUUAUCUCAUUUAGAUACAUACCUAAAGUCUUUUUUGUAAAUCCAAUAUUAAAGCAAAU
Molecule: messenger RNA, 3879 nt
Organism: Micropterus dolomieu (smallmouth bass)
Lineage: Eukaryota; Metazoa; Chordata; Actinopteri; Centrarchiformes; Centrarchidae
Gene: sgk2a
Product: serum/glucocorticoid regulated kinase 2a
Exons: 14
Coding region: 377-1462 (361 amino acids)
Biological process (GO): protein phosphorylation
Molecular function (GO): ATP binding; protein serine/threonine kinase activity
Source: RefSeq, a predicted model, not a curated record